AUGGAGCCGCAGGUGUUGGAUUGGCUUGGAAUGGAUCCGCAGACGUUGUACUGGAUAAGAAUGGAGCCAUCGGCAUUGGUCGGCUUGGAAGGGAGCCUUCAGUAUUGGUCGGUUGGGAAAGGAGCCGUCAGCAUUGGUCUGCUUGGAAAGGGAGCUGUCAGCAUUGAUCGGAACAGAACAAUAUUGCAAGAUGAUGAAGAAAAAGUCAAAGUAGAGGAGUCGUUCCAAUGCAAAAGUUUCCCAGGAGAUGACGGAAAAGGAAGCGCAAGUGCAGAGGAUACUGUAUUUCUCUUACGAGAUUAUGCAAGAUUCUUUGUACUCGAAACCAUUGCUAGAGUUCCUUAUUUCGUGUUUAUGUCUGUUCUACACCUGUACGAGACUUUUGGUUGGUGGAGAAGAGCGGAUUAUUUGAAAGUGCAUUUUGCUGAAAGCUGGAAUGAGAUGCAUCACCUACUUAUCAUGGAGGAACUUGGGGGAAAUUCCUGGUGGUUUGACUGCUUUCUUGCCCAACACAUUGCAGUAUUCUAUUAUUUCAUGAUAGUGGUGAUGUAUAUGAUAAGCCCAAGAAUGGCUUAUCAUUUUUCUGAAUGUGUGGAGAUGCAUGCUUUUGAAACUCAUGACAAGUUCUUAAAGCUUCAGGGAGAUGAGUUGAAAAAACUGCUGGCCUCUGAGGUUGCUGUCAAAUACUACAUAGAAGGUGACUUGUACUUGUUCGAUAAAUUCCAAACUGCCAGAUAUCCCAAUUCUCGAAGGCCCAAAAUGGAAAAUUUGUACGAUGUGUUUCUCAAUAUAAGAGACGACGAAGCAGAGCACUGCAAGAUGUGGGUAUGGAGGUUGACAGGCCUGCUGAGGAAACACCAGCAGAAGUAGAGACUGAAGUUUUUGGCGCUUAGAGAUCUGUUUCUAACAUGGCGAUUAUGCAGAAUGUAGGGAAACACAUUAGGAAGUUGGUUACAGUUGGAUUCAUCAGCUGCACUGACAGGACACUCUAGCAGUUUAUGCCUGGAUGGAUAAGGAUGUUGGCUAUUGUCAAGGUGAUCAGUGGAUAAUAUCGUUGACUAUGUCAAGUACUUACAACUUCGUAUUAAGGACAACUAUAUGUAGAACAAACUUGUGAGACUUGCAUGCGUCUUUUAUUCAGGCCCUCAUUCAGUAUAAUAUAAUUGAUGAUUGCUUAUUGUUAUAUUUCAGGUUUCAGAUAACUUCAUAAAAGCUAAUUGCUUA
This is a messenger RNA of Papaver somniferum (opium poppy), 1224 nucleotides long. Its product is annotated as ubiquinol oxidase 4, chloroplastic/chromoplastic-like. Gene Ontology annotation, biological process: alternative respiration. The transcript is spliced from 13 exons. Lineage: Eukaryota; Viridiplantae; Streptophyta; Magnoliopsida; Ranunculales; Papaveraceae. Bases 1 to 870 code for a protein of 289 amino acids. The record is from RefSeq and is a predicted model, not a curated record. Gene Ontology annotation, molecular function: alternative oxidase activity. Gene Ontology annotation, cellular component: mitochondrion; thylakoid.